AUAUAUAUAUAUAAAUAAGACAUGUCUCUUCUUGCACUCGCUAGAGUACUCCAGUUCAUUCAGCUGGUAUAUUCUGUCUCAUAAAACUGCUCUUGUUGUCUCUGAUAAACAGAUAUCAUCACCUUGUUCCUCACUUUUCUUUCUCACGUUAACACGACUGUGACUGCGCUCGAUGAAAAGUCAGUCUGAAGAGCUGUUGUCCUGUGAACCUGCCCUUGAUAUACGUAGGCCCGGAAUGGAAUGUUGCUGUGGAGGUUCUAUUUGGCUUUGAUUGUUGCUUUGAUUUCACACACACACACACACGCACACACACACACACACACGCACACACACACACACACACACACACACACACACACACACACACACACACACACACACACACACACACACACACACACACACACACACACAGAGUUACCUAAACCAUGAAAUGAUCUCCUCUGAACACUGUGACAAAUCAAACUGUGUCCAUCUGGUGUCUCAGUGCAGCAUCGACUGUUGACACGUGUAGGAGGCUGGUGUUGUUGAGUCACAGAUGUUACAGAAACAAACAGCUGUGAAUUGAUGCAGGGUGUCUGUUUGUGUGUGUGUGUGUGUGUGUGUGUGUUCUUGUACUUACCACAUACUGAGGACCAGAAUGAGUUUUUAACCAACAAAGUGAGGUCAUUUUUGGGAAGUGAGGACAUUUUGGCCGGUCCUCACUUUGUUUUCACUGAAAUCACUUCCUAAGGUUGUAAACAUGCUAUACUCCGUUUCUCUCAAAAGUCCUCAUUUUGGUGCAAGAAUCCGUUUUUCCACUCCUGAUUUUCACACAGUUUUGCUCUCUGGCUCCCACUACAGGCGAUUUUCUGGUACUGCACCCAAAUUAUUCCACAACUGCAAAGCAUGUAGUCCUCUGUUAUGUUGUGCUUACAGCUAUAAUAAAUAGUUUUGUACUUGACAUUUGCAAUUCUUAUUGUUUUUUGAAAAUAAUUAAAUGUAGAUUAAUAUAUUUAUUGAGCUUACUAGGUCCUGAGCACUGAAAGUGCAUGGACCCUCUUGAAAUUGCUCUGAUUAUCUUUCCUUCCAUCUUUCUUUCUUUCCUUCUUUCCUUCUUUCUUUUCACCUUAAAGUAAGUGGCUUUUGGGAGAGACUAAAGAUGCUUGUCAACUCAUGAAACUUUGCACAAAAUUUGAUGAUUGGAGAAAUGUUCAUUUAAUAUGGAUUUAAGGCACAGGCAUGGCAAAAUGGGUGGAUACUGAACCCUAAGAGAGUGAGCUUUACAUGAAAAUAACUUUGUUGCUAACAAAUGACAUAACUGGCAUUAAGGAUUCAGAUUUAGAUCUGUGGCAAACCAGCUCUCCUCAGCUUCCUCAAGAAGAGAUGCUGUUGUACCUUCCCAAUGACAGUAAAUGUAUGACAGGCCCAGAGAGUUCUUCAGUACUGUUCACCCCCUGAAAUUUAAAACUGGAGACACUCUCCACUGCUUCACUACUGAUUAAAAUUGGGUUAUGAUUUUUCCACUUCCUCCUGAAGUCCAGUAUAAUCUCCUUUGUCUUCUUGUUGUUCAACAUAGAUAACUGGUGGAACAUCAAAUUGUCAGGUUUUGCACCUCAUCUCUGUGUGCCAUAUCAUUGUUGUUAUGGAUCAAGCCUAUGAUCUUCAAGUCAUUUGUAGACCGAGUCCCUCUGUCCCUCACCCAUCACAACCUAUUCAAAAUAUUCUGGUGACACACUGCUAUACUUGCAUUCCUCAGUGACGAUAACUCGUUAAGCUAUCAAAAUUUCCAUUGCCCACUUCACACAGUGAUGUAUGGACAGCUAUGUACAGCUGAAAAAAAACAGAGAACUGGUCAUUAAUACUUCCAACACACACAGCACAGUCCACCACUCCACCCUCAAAUCCAUCUGCAUCAAUAAUUACUGCUGAGAUUGUGGAGAGAUUGAUUUGAGUGCAGUGGACAAGCAGUAAUCCUAACCCCCUAACUCAAACUGGAGCUUAGCCCUAAAACACUGGGCUACAGACCUGGUUCUGACAAAUGUUUGUAGAGCUCCUGGAGGGUUUUCAAGACCAGUCUGAUCCAUGUCCCUAGCCCCUUCAAUUCCUAAGUUAUGGGCCUUUAUGUUUGAAAGGUCAGGAGGUCAUCAUGCAAAGUGAACCAUGAAAACUUUUACCUUCAUAACUCCUGAACCACUCAAGUAAGAAGGACACCCAGGGCACUGUUGCGUUCAGUAAAAUGAUGGCUACGUGUUGUCGUGAAGUGAAAAAUAUGCCCUCACAUUUCUGUGGAAUGUGCCAUCAUAAGAGGUCAAAAGUUGGUCAAAGCUUGAGAUUUUGUUGAAGGGCAUGGGUGGUGAACUUUGAUGUUUCGCAAGCAAAAGAAGGAAGCUGUUAUAACUCAGCUGUACAUGGUGGAAUCUGCCCCAAAACUUACAGGUAUGAUGAGACUCCCACCCUGAAAACAUCUCCAUGCCAAUAUUCAGUUAUCAUGUAUUUACCUCUCCUUGUUUCAGAUUCCCCCUUCCCUGCUUGUGUGGUUUUGUCCUCCUCCCUGAUUGUCUUCCCCCACCCUGAUUACUUUCACCUUAUUACCUCGUGUGUAUGUUUAGUCCCUGUGUUUCCCGUGUCUGUUGCCAGUUUGUCUUUUGUCCAUGCACCGAACUUUGCUGCCAGUCAACGCUGUUACCUUGCCUACUCUCUGUCAGUUUUGCUUUGGAGUCUGCACCAUCAAGUAUCCCAGCCGCAAUGCAUUCUCAUAAAUGAAAUGAACAGUGUGUGAAUAUUUGAAUGAUUUCUAAAAUCAGCUAAAGGAUGAAAUGACGUGACCUAACAAAUUGGGAAAGAAAGCCCAUCUCAAACUGAGGAUUUUAGUUAAAUAACCCACUGUAAUGAAGGAAGCUCUGUCAAUCUAGUCAAUUUGGUAUAAAAAAUGAAUGAAUUACAUCAUCGAUGAAUACUUGAUCUGAAAUAAUGUGAUUUAUACCAUAUAGGGCUAAAGGAUGAAACAACGUGAUGUCGUGACCAGUAUGCUUGAAUGCAGGUUACACAAAACAAUUACUACUAAGGAAAUAAGGACCUUAUAAUCAGCUAUUUGUUAUGUAACAAUCUGAUCAAUUUUAAAAUCAAUCUGGAACAAUUCAUUAUGUAAGGGGUCAUUAACAGCUGUUUAACAUAUAUGGCGUUAGCAGCAAGUGUGUGUCGCAGGAUGACUUCCUUUUGCAGUGUUUCAUACAGUUGAGUCCUGGCAUUUAUCAAAUGUAAAGUCUUUUUAAAAACAACGCACUGUCAGUGGCAACUCUGCAACAAGCAAACAGCAGGUGACUUUGACAUCAUGCCCUGCUCUCACCAUAUAUGAAGUGUUACACAAUGUCAUCAGACAAAGCAUAGUUACUUGCACGAGUUUGACAGCGGGUUUAUUUGCCAACUGCCAGAAUACCAUGACGUACAUUAACUGUUAUCUAGUGUGCAACAGCAGAGUCUGUGCUUGUGUUCACAGCAAGUUAGCUAAUUGAAAUUAACCAGAAGAUCCGGAUGUUAUUCUCCAGUGUCUUUUCCCCCACUCCACUCCAGCAGACCCAACAGAGAGUAGAGACAGACAGUUGGGGAGCUGUGGAGGACAAAGCUUUGGUAGAGGAGUCUCCCCCUCCUGAAGCUUCUCUCUGCAGCUCCCCGACUGUCAGCUCUGUCUGUGCUGGCAUCUGUCUCUCUGCUCCACUCAGCAAAGUAAUAGGCUGUACUACUCUGUGAUAAAAGUAACCACACAGCAAGCUUUGUUAUUUGUUCAAUAUUUGCAGGAAAAAUUAUCCAAAAAGCACUGACACCACUAAAAUGCUGAUGAGUACUCCUGGUUAGCAUUGGCUUGGUGAAACUGCGACGCUCCUUAUUAUUCAGAACCUUAAUAUUCAUCCUUAAUAUAAUUUAAAUGAGUGAGUUAUAAAAUAAUUUGUGUUCUAGAGACCAAAAACAUUUUUUGUGCUAGGCUGUAAAUAUAUUUAUUUCUACUGUGAAGUUGGGCAUUUUAACAUGGGGGUCUAUGGAAAUUGAAUUGCUAUUGGAUGCUGCUUGAUUAGAGCAAGAUUUUUUCCUGUUUUGCUCAGCUUUGGUGAAAUGAAAAAAGCCCAAUAUUAUUGAUACUGUUAUCUAAAAAAUAAAAUAAAAUAAAGUUAAAAAAGUAAUUCUUCUGAGAUAAAUAUUUGGGUCUAUUUUGUACAAUCUGGGCAACUUUAUCUGGUUUUGGGAAAAUGUGAUUACAUUUUAUAUUUAUUCAAAGCCAGAGAAAAAUCUAAAUCCUUCUCAAGCUUUCAGGCAACUCUCUUUUACUGAGCAAGAGAAAAGGGCAUGCUCUGCUCAUGCUUCUCCUACCCCUCCCCCCACUUCUGGAAUGUGCAAAUUAAGAUUCAGCCAAUCAGAGCUCUCCAUGAGCCCAAGUGGCAAGGUGAAACUUCGGUCAGCAGCAAGACUAUUCUGUCCACCUGCACCUCAUGGAGACAGCCAAACGGAGGAUAAAAACUAAGGAGUCAUCACCAAAAAUGCAAACUGAAUUAUGCAGUAAUCGAGAUGGAGAUCUGCCAGAUCUGAUCCUUAUAAGUUCUCCUGUUGAGCACCAACAGGAAGCUGUAACUACACGAAGACAUGAGGGUGAUGAUGAUGAGGAUGGAGAUCUGCCAGAUCUGAUCCUUAUAAGUUCUCCUGUUGAGCACCAACAGGAAGCUGUAACUACACGAAGACAUGAGGGUGAUGAUGAUGAGGAUGGAGAUCUGCCAGAUCUGAUCCUUAUAAGUUCUCCUGUUGAGCACCAACAGGAAGCUGUAACUACACGAAGACAUGAGGGUGAUGAUGAUGAGGAUGGAGAUCUGCCAGAUCUGAUCCUUAUAAGUUCUCCUGUUGAGCACCAACAGGAAGCUGUAACUACACGAAGACAUGAGGGUGAUGAUGAUGAGGAUGGAGAUCUGCCAGAUCUGAUCCUUAUAAGUUCUCCUGUUGAGCACCAACAGGAAGCUGUAACUACACGAAGACAUGAGGGUGAUGAUGAUGAGGAUGGAGAUCUGCCAGAUCUGAUCCUUAUAAGUUCUCCUGUUGAGCACCAACAGGAAGCUGUAACUACACGAAGACAUGAGGGUGAUGAUGAUGAGGAUGGAGAUCUGCCAGAUCUGAUCCUUAUAAGUUCUCCUGUUGAGCACCAACAGGAAGCUGUAACUACACGAAGACAUGAGGGUGAUGAUGAUGAGGAUGGAGAUCUGCCAGGUCCAACCCCUACAAGAACUCCUGUUGUGUACCGAUGGGAAGCUGUAACUACACGAGGACAUGAUGAUGAUGACGAUGAGAGUGAUGAUGAUGAGGUGCUGCUGUUAAAACUGGUGCUUCAAACGUGCACAGAAAGAGACCCUGUUCUGCUGAGGAGAGAACUGCUGUCAAGCGGCAUAGUUUGUAGCUCUCAGGAAAGUACCAGCAAAAGAUGACUGCCUGCUCUGCACUGGUAAAGAGUCUCCUGUAUUUAACACCAGAAUAUGGGUAGACAUUAAAUACUUUGUCUAUAAUGAGAUAGUUAAGUGGCAUUCUAAAAGGAGUCUAUGAUUCAUAAAGUUACCUAGUGUUAAGGGAUAUGAUGCAGAUCUGUUCACUAAGAACCACGCUGCUGGCUACAAGUUGCCAAUGUUGAAAUGUUGUAUGGAGUUGGCAGACAAACAAUUUAUGUUUAUGUUAUUUAUAAGCUUUUCUUUGCAAUGUUUUGCAAUAAAAUGCACAUUUAUGUGGGGCCUUGCUGAUUUGUCCAUUUUUUUUCAUGAAUAUUCAGCAAUCAAAUAUCAAAAAUAAACCCAAUUUAAAAAUUUGCUUAAUGACAGUAAAUUUAUAAUGAACGAAAUUGGCUAUUGAGGAUUAUAUGUUCUAAAAUUAAGCAUUUCAUAACUUCAUAAGGUAAAAACAGAGUAUUAUACCAUGGAAUUAUGCCAAAUCUGUCCUCAGUAGGCCUAGAGUAAGCAUAUCUCAGUUAAUAAUCCCAGUGAAAUACUGUAAAACAAUAAUCUCACAAACUAAGUUUCUGGUCCCCACUUUGGUGGUUAAAAUCUUUUUUCUGAAACUUUGUCUUUCGCAAAAUCUAAGCUGGUGUAUAGGUUAAGGGUGCCCUCUACUGUCAAGAAAUGCUAUUUUUAUGUUGGUCUGUAGAGUGGAAGUGCCGGUCCUCGCUUUGUGAGUCUUUUUCAUCGGACCUCACUAUGCAGCAAGUACAAGAAUGUGUGUGUGUGUGUGUGUGUGUGUGUGUGUGUGCGUGUGUGUGUAUGUGUGUGUGUGUUAUUUUUCCAUCUUCUCCACUACUGAACUCUGUGUCUGGUAGUCGACCUCUGGCAGUCAUGUGACUAAUAACUGUCCUGUAUAAAACAUGACGCUGCUUUGCUGUGAACAGACAUCCAGCAGCUGUGAUCUGUAUUCACAGAGGAGGAGGAGGAGGAAGGCAGAGAUGAUUGAUAGACAGUUAGAGGAGAAUAGUUGUAUUUUCACUGGUCUUUGCUUUCAGUGUUUCACCGUCUGCAACAACAACAACAGAAGAAGAAAACCAGCCACUAAUGUGACGCUUCAUUCAUUUAAAAACUGCACUCAGGAACUGGAUGCUGUUACAUUACAAACACCGUCAGACUGUAAUAUGAAAAUGCAUAUCCAGGAGAAAUGAAAUGGCUUCAAGCCAUUCAUUAUUCAGCAGCAGAUCAUUAAAAUGUACAAAGGUGCUCUUUGUACAUUGUAAUGAUCUGCUGCCAGCCCACAUGUAUCAGUAUUUACUGAACUGUGGUCCAGCUAAUAUCAGGGAAGAUGUAGACGCUCCUGGCAGAGAUGGAUUUUAAUAACCUUCUUCUAGCUUAUAAGUAACAUCAGCAUUAAAAUCUGAGUUUUACAUGACAUCAUUCACAUCGAAUAGUUUGGCUUAUUAACCUUAAACUGUUUGUGUGCUGAGCCGUCAGACCCGUAAAUAAAAAGAUAAAUAAAUGAGUGCAGGUUUGUUCCAGUAUUUGAUGAGUCAGCUCCAGAGGUGAGAUCUUCUGGGAGUGAACACUUUCUCAUCGUGACCUUUUGACACUGUUACUUAUUUAUGACUCACUCAAAACUCUGCUUGUGUUGUUAUGAAUUUAUACAAUGAAAUUAGAGAAAUUAUAUUAGACACUGGCUCAUUUUCAUGUUCAGGAUCUUUCACUUUUUACUGCACUUGAUGAACAUUAAUAUCUGCAGCAUCAGGCUGUAAUGAGGAGUUCAUAGAAGCAUUGGAGAGACAAAGACUAAACAUGGAGAUGAAGAAUUGAAUCACAGCUAAAGAUAAAGGCAUCAGCUCCAUCAACCAGGACCAGAGUCGGUCCAGCAGGCCUCAGUGUGUCUCCUGGUUAAAUGGCCACACGGCGCUGUGACACACACUCAGCCUUUAGUCCAGUCUCUGUGGAGGACAGUAAGCUAUCAGCUGACAUCUCAACAGAGCCAACACAGGAAGCUGAUAACAGACCUGGCUGAUGGAGAGGACUGAUGAUGGAGGAGGAGAGAUGACUGUGGAGAAAAUGGUCAAAUCCAGCUGUCUGCCAGCGGAGAAGAAGACCAGCUGCUGAUCGUCUGAAAAGCGAGUGAAAGGGUGGAGUGUCACACAAUAGAUGUCUUAGUCAGCCUGCUUCAUCCGCUGGUGCUGCCUGUCAUCUCAGAUGGAUGCUGUCACAGAGUGUGUCUUUGUGUGUACAGUAUAUGUGUGAACACUGUCACAGAAUGGAACAGUCAAACAUGUGACUGUUGUAUUUGUUCUCUUGUUCGUGUUGUUUGUUGCAGUCCAACAUAAACUGAUGAUCCCAGUGAGAGCUGCUGUUUAAACGCUGGGUUGUCUCCGUCCUCUGUCACUGUUUCAGCCACUGAACUCUGAUCAGAUAUUCUUUAUGCGAUGGCCACAGAUGAGCGACGAGAUAAUUGCUUCCCUGAUGGAACCAGGGGAUUGUGGGUAAUCAGAUAAGUAUUCUAAUCAAAAGGUUUUAAAGGCUGACCACCUAAUUACACGCUGGGUUACGACUCCAUUAUUGUCUAUUAACUUCUAUCAGAUUGUGUACUGAAUAACAAGCUGGUGGUGAACAGUGAGGAUGAAUACAGAGGCUUUAGUUUCAGUCGGGCACCAACACUCAGCAGUAGGCUGAUGAUGGAGACGAGAUCUGCUGCCGUGUCCUCAAACAAGACACAUUAUGAGGACAUGGAUCACAUCAGAAAGAGUCUGUGUUGGGAAUACAGUAUAGAUUUAACAUAAAGAGCACCGAUCUCUUUUCUUCAGUGUGUGUGAGCUGCUGGAACAUCGUGUCACACUCCGUCUCUCUGUGGAAUAAGAACCAGCAGGUGACACAGACCAUCAGCUCCACUACAUGAGUGUAGAAACCAGAGGAGCUCCGUCAGUGGAGCUGAGCUGAGCCUCAUGUGGUCGUUCAGUCCAGACUGGACUCGGUGCUCGUGUCCUCCGCUGGACUCUUGGCAGUCAGGUUGGUCUCAGUAGCAGAUAACAGCUGGCAGGGUCACAGUAGCUGUCUGUUUGUGUCUGUAGCUGCACUUUGUUUCCAUCACACUUAAAGCCGUUUGACCCUUUUGACUUCCUCUUUACUUUUCUCAGUGUGACUCUUCUGACUCACUGUCGUCAAACUCCUUCAUGAACUUUUCUUGGUUAAACACUCAUGUGAUCUUCAUUCAAAGGCUGAAUUUAUUUCCAUCCAGGCUUUUCAAUGACAUUUGAUAGAUGUCAGUAAGUCUUCAUCCUGUAUGUUUAUAUGUUGAUCAGUCUGAUCGUGUUUCUGCUCCAAGAGGCCCUUGAAUCUUCCAAAGUGUCAUUCAGUAACUACUUCUUGACUAAGCUGCUCUCAGUCAGCAGUUCUCCUCAGAUCAACAUCACAGUAUCUGAACACAACUGUGUGAAACAUCAAGGACCAGUGAACAUCUGACUCGUUCUGCAGCUCGUUUCCUUUGUACCAGACUGUGAAGCUGCAGCGCUCUAACUGAGACAAAAGGCCUGAUGGGAAACAUCUUCACCAGAUAUUCAUUUAGAGUCUUCUUCACUUUCUUCAGACAUCGUUCAACACGGUUCACCAAAAUGCAGUGUACCAAUACUGAGAGGGUUGGAUCUGUGAAACAGAAUAUACAGAGUGAUAUCAGAGUGAGGAGGUGGAUCCUUCUGGGAAACACUUUGUUCAAAAUGCAUUAAGAGAAAACUGCUGAUCCUCUUAAACCAAGAUUCAUUUAUAAUGAGUAGGAACAGAAGAAGGAACAGGAAGUUGUUGACAGAUUUAAACUUCACUGACAGAAAAUCAGGAGUUGAACUUAAACGUACAUCAACUUCUAAUAUUCUGUUUGUGUCACUCUGAACCUGCUUUACAUCAUUAAUAUAUUUAUCUCACUUCAUCCUCUGCAUUUCUUUUUGAUUCUUUUCUGAAACCGAGAUGGAAAAAAACAAACACAUUAUUCCACCUGUCAGCCUGUUUCCUCCUCUCCGGCCGUGGUUUCCCUCCGGUCACCAUCACAGCUGCUUCCUGACGUAGUUCGAUGAUAAUGAGACAUAAACGUGGAUUAAACAGCUCUCAGCAUGUACAGUAUACAUCCCAACGCUCCAGCCUCUGGAAUACAAAAUAGGAUGUUUGUGUCUCUGGUCUGUGAUUCGUCUCGCUCUGUUGUGUUGUUUCUGUUAUAUUAAUACAAUGUUUUACUUUGUGCAGUC
Molecule: messenger RNA, 9688 nt
Organism: Acanthopagrus latus (yellowfin seabream)
Lineage: Eukaryota; Metazoa; Chordata; Actinopteri; Spariformes; Sparidae
Product: sarcoplasmic reticulum histidine-rich calcium-binding protein-like
Exons: 12
Coding region: 4464-5441 (325 amino acids)
Source: RefSeq, a predicted model, not a curated record